GUUUUGUGGCGCAUGCGCAUUUUUGGCAGUUCGGGAUAAAUCACAGACCGUUCUUUCUAGCACUGUGCAAUAAAUGAAGGCUUGCCUCGUAAACAAAAGAUUUUCCUGCUGGAAUUGUGCGCAAGUUAGCUUCACUGUACGUAAUGCCAUUUAUCCACGAUUUACUAUGGAACCGCUCGAUGUAAUGCGUUUUGAGGUGUGAGACAUAACGCUAUAGGUACUGAGAAUUUUCCUACGUCCUUUUCGGUCCACGAAAUCACCUGUGGUUUCUUCUUUCAUACUAUACAGGGUGUCCCAACUAUCAUGCACCAAGAUUUCAAAAAAAUUGCGUUACUCUAAGAAAACCUAGUGCAUAUUGUUUCCAGUACAGUGGAGUAGCCGCCAGUAAUUUCUUUCGUUACGAAUAUUCAAUUAGGUCAUUGUAAUUAAUUAUCUAACUCGAGAAGUACUGUCCUAAUUAUCAAAGUGUCAAUGAGAAAAUUGUAGAGCAACACGAAAAACUCCCGAUACAGCUUUCAGUUGCUCAAUACGUGCUGCAUAGUAGUGUCUUUCCAAGCGUGAAAGAAGCCGGCGAAUACUUGCAAAUGCCGCGCGACUCGACGCACUUUGUACUUACUUGUUGCUGACUGGAAAAUAACAUUGGUAGAGAUAUGUGUCAUUAGCAGUUCUCAAGGUGAGGGAAACAGCUACGGACGGUAUCGGCACUCUUACUGUGCGGUUGCUAUAGCGACCAAGUGUAAGAGAUAAAAGGAAAGCCAUGCCCGCGCAGCGUCAAUGCGAUAAGGGGGACAAUAGGCGAGCCUACUUACUAGCUUGAAAGCAAACAACUGCUCCGACUCACAUAGCUUGUGACAAAGUCGUGUUCCUUUCAAGGAAGUGAGGCGAUUGCUACCGGUGACUAUUUGACGCGGACCUCAUUUCAGCUUUUUGUUUUGAGUGUUUGCGGGCCGAGAAUCGCCAGUGUGCGCGAGUCCACGGACAGUUUCUCACCAGGCACUCCUAACCGGUCCCCGAACGCCCGCAAGCUGCAACAACUUCUGUUCACAGCCUGGAGAAGGAACAACGGCUGAGGCGGCAAUGAACACCACUUCCAAAGAGCCACGAGGUGGCGAGGCUCCUUCCGAGGCCGAGGAACCAGCCGAUGGAAGCCCGUGGAUUCGACAGAAAAAGGUGUGGGUCUACUUGGCGUUGGGUGCUCUGGCUCUGACAGCGAUCAUCGUGGUACCCGUCUGUGCUGUAACUUUUGGCCGUAAAACCGCACCCGAAAAAGGUUACCUUCCCGAGUACAAGAAGUUCCCUGGUCAUGAAAUAUACAGGCCGGGACCGUAUGCUGUUCUCAACGACACGGACCUAGAACAGUGCGCUGCGAACUGUUCGACCAACGACGGCUUCGAGUGCCUGCACGUGAAGUUUUGUCCGCACGAAGGAACGCCACUGGGAACCUGUCAUUUGUUCCGCGCCAACACCAGGCUACGCUCCCACCUGUCCCACAGCUGCGAUAUCUACACUCGCGGAGACCCUGCAGAGAUUGGCAUUCCACACGGAGGCGCAUCAUCUCUCAAGACAGGAUUUGGCGGAAGACUGUCCUGGAUUCUCUUGUGCCUGGUUUUGGCCAAGAUUUUCGUUGCCUGACAAUGACAUGACCGCGCCUCGACAGUGGAGCCACCUGCUGGAAAAGUAUGGGCAUCGUCACUGCGAGGACCCGCUUACCCUCAAUCAGCUUCAGUCGGCACCCUUGCGCACGUCAUGCUCGGAAGAAUACUCCGCGUUUUGUGCCGGAAGCUCACAAGUGAUCUGGGACAGUAUUGCUACGUCAGUCUCUGCGCUAAGUGAGAACAGCAAAGAUCCGGGCUUUUUGUUGUCCUUGCAUGUCCUCUCCAAAAUGGCAGAAACUGAAUAUACUCAAUGGGCCGGGAAUAUGGCAGUAUAGUGCGGAACAGAAAAGACAGAGGAAACGUAUAUACGGAUAUGUGCGUUCAAAAGUGACCAGAUUUGCAAGGGCUGAAAAUUGAAAGAAAAACUUCGGGGCAAGCAAAGGAGAAAAUAUACGAAAAAUGACUUACCGAAAACUUUGUUUGCAAGAUUUGCAAUUCUGUUGUAGUGUCGGCUCACUUUUUCCUCGUUGUAUUGCACUGCGCAUUAUAAAGUUUCUACCAAAUCGUAGGUCUCGUGUUCAAGAGGCAUUUUACCAGAUCUGCAACAGUACUGUGUCUGUUUUUGUGUCUGUACUGCACGACGGGGUGUUCAUCCCGAGUGUACAUUCGUAUUCAUGUCUGUAUAUAAAAAGAGGCUCCGAAUAAACUCCAGCCAAAUCGUGUAUUGAACGUUAAUUUAUAGUGCUUGGCCGAGUUGGUAGUUAAUCAUAAUGUCAUGUCUCCGGUUCGCGCACUCCAUUUUUACACGCUAGUUGGUUGGGCCUCUUUACAAAUAUAUAACUGCCAACUCGUACAUCGCGCUGUUUUGUUUUGCUAUAGCUCUUGGGCGAGAGCCACCUCUCUCGACGGUGAUAUAUCACAUAAUACCCCUGUGAUCACAUCUCAAGCAGUAUAUACUUGUACUGUGAAACACUGUUCCUUGCUAGAGAGGUCUGCUAAUAAACUAACGCUUUUUUUUUUUUCAUCGGCAAUGUGGGCUGCCCCGAAUCGCAGAGCUGUGGGCAGUACAGCAGCACUCUGCAUUCUCAUUCCACUUAAGAUUCCAGCUAUAAUUGAAAGAUUUUUGCUAAUGUUUAACUAUUUUUGCUAAUGUUUUUGCUACUGAACUAAAUUGAAUGGUGUUCCGCAUAAAAUCUCAAGGCAUAUGAAAUAGCGCUCGAAAUAUUUGAUUUUUUAAAAACUUUUUUAAUACACAUAGCAAUAAAUAUGCGGGACUGUGUUUGUUCCAGUGAAAUAGCUUCUAUUAUCCGGAACAGUGUUUCAUAUACCUGUAACAUUUAUCCGAAACAUUGUUUUGCACCCCUCUACCUGGAACAUAGGGAGAAAAGGCAGGUGCAACAAUAUUUAUUUAUUUAUUUAUUUAAACAUAUACUACAGGCCCAAAGGGCAUUGAGUAAGGGGGGUUUAGACUUUACUAUGAAAUCACAAGCAAACUCGUAAGGAACAAGGUUACAAAGCAAGUUUAGUGCACAGUCGUUGGUUCCCAUUGCCAUAAGUGCAUCCGAUAGUUGCUUCUGCGUUCUGUUGAGCAGGGUAUUGCUCUGUCUGCCAGCUAUAUGAUUCGAUCAUUCAUUCACCCAUUGGUCAAAAGAAUGCAAGCUUUUGCUUUAAAGAAGGACAGGAUGUGCAAGAGCUAGAACAUUUACUCAACUUAUCUAUGUCUGUUAGCAUACCAAUGCCUACCGCCCUGAAAGGCACCGUGUAGUGUGUGUUCGUUUUAGAUUUUUGUGGGGAUAGGUUACAAGUUCAAGUAGUGCACAAGUUCACAAGUUCCUGCAUUUGCUAUGAUAAAUCAGCAUUUGUGCAGAGUAUAUAUAUGCUGGAGAGUUGGUGAAUUCUGUAGUUUUGCGAGUUUUUUUUUUACAGGUAUUUGUACACAUUGUGCGGCGCGUGAAAUUGCCUGCGGUGAUCACUGCCACGUUUCGCUCAACACAGUGAUGUCAAUACUGUCAAUA
Dermacentor silvarum is the source of this 3610-nucleotide messenger RNA. RefSeq lists its product as uncharacterized. Bases 1078 to 1632 code for a protein of 184 amino acids. The record is from RefSeq and is a predicted model, not a curated record. NCBI's taxonomy places the organism in Eukaryota, Metazoa, Arthropoda, Arachnida, Ixodida, Ixodidae. The transcript has 6 exons.